AUCUGUUCUGUCAACAUGGGUUGCUCAUGUGUGGGUCCUAACCAUGUACUAUUCCUUUUACUUUGCAGAAAGUGCAUAUGGCAUAACUUGUGUGUUUCUUCCUGUUUUGUUUCUGUAAACUGGUUGUUUGUUAUUUACAUCCAUCUACUUGCAGACCCUGUAAAUUCAUCAUUGAAUUUCGAGACGAGCGCUCAAACCAGUUUUUCUGAUGGUGAAGAUGAAAAAAAGAUACCCUACCACCAACAGCAAAGAGGUGGUGUUAGGUCCAAGACAAGCAUCAUAAGGAGUUCUCUGGCCACCGAAGAAAGAAAAGUGACUCCAAAUAAUACUGGCUUUGCUCCACUGGAUUGGACUAACGACAUAGGUAAAUACCUGAUACUUUUAUUAGUAGUGUUAGGAGUACUUGCUGCUUUUGCCCUGAGACCUUUAAUCCUGAAGAAGCAAGACGCACACAAAGUGGAUGAAGUCCAAGUCAUGAAAAAAUUCUAUGAUGGGUUUAGAAAGCUGCAAAUUAAUUUUCCCAGUCAGUCACAGGCACUGUGGAGCAGAAGUCAACGCAUUCUAGAGCUGCACCUCCUUAACAAAGACAACAAGCAACCUGCUAUCAUUUUACUAACCGCUGCUCAGGAUGCAGAACAAACUCUCCAUUGUGUAGGCAACAAGCUAGCCAAGACAUAUGCUUCCUCCCUGAACAGUAACUACACGGUAAUCUCUGGACCAGACAGGAAAUCUGAGGACAGUGAAGACGUCAAGGAAGAAAUCGACGAUAAACUGAGUGAAGGUUUCCAAGGCACAGCCAGAGCAGCAGUGCUGCACCGUUUAGAAUUACUGCCGCCUGGUUCGCUGCUUAUUCUUUACAAAUAUUGUGACCACGAGAAUGCUAAUUUUAAAAACGUGGCACUGGUGCUUACAGUGCUCUUGGACGACUCAACCCUUACAACAGAUAUUCUACUUAGUGAUCUGGAGGAGAAAGUAAGAGAUUUCUUUGGCAAAACAUUCAUUGUCUCAGAUACCAAGAAGUCCCACAAUGAGAUGGAUGUAGAUAAGCUGAGUGGAGUGUGGAGCCGAAUCUCCCAUGUGGUGCUCCCUGUGUUUCCAGAAAAAGACGUUGGGAAGCAGUGUGAGGAAACUGAAACCAAAGUAUGAAGAGAUGUCUCUGGUAUUCUAUAUGAAGAGGCUUCUGAGUAUUUUGCCAGCUUCACUGUCACAUGGUCAUGAAUUUGUAUAGUCAGGUGAUCCUAAAUGAGACCAGCUAUAGAAACAGCUAACCCUGUCUUCAUUAUGUAUUGUCCAUAUGGAGUCCUCUCUAGCCUCUAAAGGCAACAAGCAUAAAAAGACUGACUUGGCCUAACCAGAUCUCCUGAAGUUCAGAUUUCUAAGAACAAGUCAACUGUUAUAUGUCCUGUGAGGAGAAGCUGAGGAGCAAUAGACUAUUUUCUACAUAAAUUACAGUCUUUAAGAUAUUGUAUAUAUCCAUUGUCAGACACCGGUGAGGUCUGAAAACUGCAAGUGUCUCAAGUCAAAUCCCUUCACAUUAACAUGUUUUUCCCAAAGUUUAGCUAUAGGUUGUCUUCUGCUGCGAUGGUGAAAUCACAUUAAUAAGGGAAUAUGAUUAAACUUAACAAUUUGAAAAAUAAAGACCUUUAAAUGGUAUUGUAAUAGAAAUGUAAAUAUUAUGGACAAUUUUGCAGAUAGGCUUUCUAUUAUAAGACAUACAUAAUCUUGCAACAGUAAUACUGCUAUUUAGAACUCGAUACUACGAUGUCUUCUGUGAUUUGCAUAGGAGGCUUUCAAUAGAAGCGCCUGUAGCUCUUCUGACCAUUGGUGAGAGCUUCAUAAAAAGUCAUUUUAAUGUCGAACUACUGGCAAUGCACACAACCUGCAGUUAUCCAGGUUUAUCCACGUACAGAUGGUCAUAGGUACAUAGUGCUGUAGACAGUGAAUGGAGUUCUGAAGCGAUGUAAAACAAACUGUAAUGCAUGCCCCAGUUUGAAGAUCAAACUGCAACAUGUGUACAUUUGAAUUUUCUCGUUCAGAGCUUUUCAGAAGUCUUCUCUAAUAAAAGUUUGAAGGUUCCCUUCUCAUUCUGCACUUAGACUCCUAAGAGAACACGUGGUUAAUGUAGCACAGUGGAAAUCGGCAUUUCUUUUUUGGAGAUAUCAGUGACCUUGGCAUCGCCAAAGGGUAUUCGCAGUGGUGCACUGUUAGCUUGGGUUCACUCCAGUGUGAAGUAGAAACCACCUAUGCCGACCAUUUUCCAUAUGAAAAACCAUUAGGCAACAUUGAGAGCUGUGUCAUGGAAUCAGUCAGCACGCAUCCUGCACUGAUCCAUUUUUUUGCAGCUCCAAUACAAUCCAGCUAAAUGUGUAUGUACCUCUGCAAGUGUAUAUCAUAUCUUUGUUAAAAACAAGAAAGAAGUGUAUUCUGAAACAUAUCCUCCCAAAUAGCAAUAUAAAAGGCAUCUGGUUUGUGCGCCUACCAGCAUUUAUGAGAUACAUCCACUCUUACCAUCCAUUGACUGUGGAAAGUAGAGAUGUCUGUUGGGUGGGUAUCCCGAACUAUGUGAUGGAACACAGGCCCCUGUGGUUUUGGUAGGGUGAGUGUCACAGUACUUUUUGGUUCUGUAUGGACUUUGUCUUAUUUCUUCACCUUUUUAGUCUUAAAAAUAUUUUGAGACUUCAGAGGAGAACCCAUUUCUAGGCCCUAAGUGGCAUUACAACAUGUAGAAGAGAGACUGAAUUUUACCAUGAAUUACGUUCUACACAUAGAAAGUGCUUAGACGUCAAGAUGUCACUUGAGGUUUAACUAUAGCUGCACUUACAUAGCUAUAUCAUCUCAGCUGAGUGUAACUGACAACACAUGUUUUACCCAUACCCAUAAAAAAUUGUUUUUACUUCUAAGGUAAUGUAUAUAUUUUUAAUGCACUGAUUUUGUAUAUAUCUGAUUGGUGUUGCUCUUAUUUGUGAAAGAUUGUGCUUAAAUAAUACACAGAUGACUAAAUAAAGCCUUUGCUUAUUUUAGAAAAUAAAGUAUAUUUUACUAUUUUGUUUUUCUGGAAAUAAAAUGUUUUUCAAAUUUUUCAAUAUAA
Molecule: messenger RNA, 3088 nt
Organism: Pseudophryne corroboree (corroboree frog)
Lineage: Eukaryota; Metazoa; Chordata; Amphibia; Anura; Myobatrachidae
Product: torsin-1A-interacting protein 1-like
Exons: 6
Coding region: 16-1146 (376 amino acids)
Biological process (GO): membrane organization
Cellular component (GO): membrane
Molecular function (GO): ATPase activator activity
Source: RefSeq, a predicted model, not a curated record